Messenger RNA from Xyrauchen texanus (razorback sucker), 2540 nucleotides. RefSeq names its product stathmin domain-containing protein 1-like. Gene Ontology annotation, cellular component: cytoplasm; neuron projection. The transcript has 5 exons. Gene Ontology annotation, molecular function: tubulin binding. Lineage: Eukaryota; Metazoa; Chordata; Actinopteri; Cypriniformes; Catostomidae. Bases 102 to 749 code for a protein of 215 amino acids. The record is from RefSeq and is a predicted model, not a curated record. Gene Ontology annotation, biological process: microtubule depolymerization; regulation of microtubule polymerization or depolymerization; neuron projection development.
UCGCUCGAUCGUGGCUCAUGUGUCGGAAUGUGAAAGAACUUUUAACAGAUCAAUUAGUUUCGAAGCAGCCUUGAAGCAUCGCGCUGUCCUGAACAAGAAACAUGGGAUGUGGGAGCUCCAAAAUCACGGUGGUUGAACCCGUGAAACCUUUCAACGGAAAUGAGGCCGAAACUAUGGGGUUUGUUGCUCAGGAGGGAUCCCGCGGAGACUCCGCUAUAUCCAAAAUUACCACAGACAGCGGGGUCAGCCUAGAUGCAAGGGAGCUGACAGUUCUGCCAGGAACUGUACCCAGACUGCUUCCACCACUGCAAGCCCAGAGUCCUGGACGGGCCCAACAGAGCCAAGACAGACCUGAGUCCAGUGAGAUUCUGGAGCAGCUACAUAUCCAGGGAAUUAUUCCAGCUCAACAAAUACAGGGAUGCAGUGGAGAAUCGUACAACAUUAUGAUGGAUGACACUGGGAAGCCAAGGAGCAGACCACCCGCUCGACUUGAGUCACUCAAGACUCGCAAAGAACAAGAGGUCACCAGAAAGGAAGACAUUGAGAUGAAAAUGAAACAAGUGGAGGAGAGGAAAAAGGAAAGAGAGGAGGACCUGAAACACAGAUUGAGGACUAAGUCAGCACGGCCUCGUGCAGUGAGUGCAGAGCAGGAUCUCAAUCCUGAGGAACUGCUCCAUUCCAAACAGCUUCCUGUCCCAACCAGAACCAAAGAGCUGCAGACACAAAUCAAUGGAGAAUCUGAGGGCUAAAGACUAACUGAGUCUCCAGAACUGGAAAAUGACUCCACCUUUCAACAGAUUGAAGACACAGUUGAGGGCGUUUAGAUUUUAAGACUAAGACAGGUUAAAGGGAUAGUUCAUCCAAAAAUGGGUGAAAUUCUCCCAUCAAUUACUCACUUUCCUGCCACCACAGAUGUGUAUGACUUUCUUUCUUCUGCUGAACACAAAUAUUUUAAGAUGAACACCUCAGCUCUAUAUGUCCUUUCAAUGCAAGUGAAUGGUGACCAGAAGCUCUAGAAAUCAUGUAAAGGCAGAAUAAAAUAAAAGUAAUCCAUAGGACUCCACUGGUUUAAUUCUUAUGAAGUGAUGUAGUCACUUUGGGAAAUAGACUUCUGUUUCUCACCCACACGUAUUAUAUUGCUUCUGAAGAUAUGGAUUUAACCACUGGAGUCAUAUGGAUUACCUUUGUGCCACCUUUAUGUAAUUUUUGGAGCUUGAAAGGUCUGGUCACCAUUCACUUGCAUUGUAUGGACCAAUAUGAGAGAUAUUAGAGAUAUUUUUCUCAAAAUCUUAUUUUUUGUUCUGCAGUAGAAAAUCAUACACAUCAGGGAUGGCAUGAGGGUGAGUAAAUGUUCAGAUGUUGAGAGAAUGUUCAUUUCUUGAUGAACUACUGCUUUUAGGAUGUUCCCAAGUGUACAUUCUUAGAGUUGCACAUGCACUUUUCAUGUUAAUCAUGAUUAUUUUUACACAGGGUAUGGUCAGAUCAAACUCUGACUUUUUGUUUGGAAAAAGAAAUGGAAAAGAUGUGCAUAAUUAGUGUCAACAGGGGUCAUUGUGUUACUGUCAAGUCAGCAGAAUAAUGGGUUAAGAAUUGUAAAUGAAAUCUGUAUAAAUGGCCAGUGUUCUUGCUAACAAGGGCAGAAUUUCAGAACUAUUACUUUCAUGUGGUUAUUGUCUUGCUAGGGAAACAUUAUUCUUGUGGAAACAGUAAUCAAGUUUCUGUCUUACAUGAUUAUUUUGGAAGCCUUAUUAUAUAAGCUAUUGUGUAUUUAUUUUUAUUGUAUGUGUAAAUGUUUUUUAUAUGUAUUAAUUUUAUAUUAGAAUAAUGUGUAGAUAUUUUGUCAAAGUAAUCAAUAUAUUGUUAAAGGAAUAGUUCACACAAAAAUGAAAAUUCUGUCAUAGUUUACUUUCCAAACCAUCAUUGAUUUCUGUGGCACCCAAAAGGAGAUGUUAGGCAGAAUGUUAGCCUCAGUCACCAUUCACUUUCAUUGCAUCUUUUUUCAAUACAGUGAAAGUUAAUUGUGAAUGAGGCCACUUCCAAACUAAUACAUUUUAUUUUGAAAAUGCAUUACAGGAAUAUUCCAGAUUAAAUACAAGUUAAACUCAAUUGACAGCAUUUGUGACAUAAUGUUGAUUAUCACAAGAAAUUGUUUUGACUUGUCCUACUUUUCUUUAAAAAAAAUUAAAAAUAAAUCUGGGUUACAGUGAGAAAUGUAAAAUGUAAGUGAAUGGGGCCAAUCCAUAAACAUUAAACUACUCACUGUUUCAAAAGUAUAGCCACAAGACAUAAACAUUUGUUUUAACAUGAUCUUAGUGUGAUACAAUCGCUUACUAACCUUUUCUGUGUAAAGAUAUAUCCCAUUUUACAACUUGCCAUGAUGAUGUAGCGUUAAGUUACAUGAAUGUAGCACAAUUUAAACAACUUUACAUUUCAAAUAAUACACAGAAUAAAUAAUGUUAGUGCUUUAAUAAAAUUAUAAGCUUCACAUUUCUGCCUUUAAACCCUUCGAAAAUCGGCCCCAUUCACUUACAUUGUAAGUG